AUGGCUCUUUUUCGACAAGAUGUCGCACCAACGGCCGCCCAUUUAGCUGUUCCAGUUGCUAGAGAUCAGGAAUUGAGCAUAAAACCAUCGGUCUUUGCCGCAGCUGCGGCCUGCGGUAUCUGGUACAUUUUUAUACUUGGCGUACAAACAAUCGGCUUCAUCCAACUAUAUCGACGAUACUCUUCGAAACCGAAACCCGCAUACACACCUACCCUCAAGAGCGACGAGAUACCCCAUGUUACUGUGCUUCGCCCCGUGAAGGGCCUGGAGCCCCAACUAUAUGAAUGCCUCGCUGCGACGUUUCGGCAAUUAUACCCUUCUGAAAAGUUGACGAUAUACUUUUGUAUAGCCUCCAAGGAGGACCCGGCAUACCCAGUGCUUCAGCGUCUGCUGGCAGACUUUCCUGGCUUCGAUGCGACGAUAUUUGUAGAAGAAGAGGAUCCAAACCUUAGCGGCCAUGGAGAAAUUAAUAACCUCGGUCCCAAUCCAAAGAUUCGAAACAUGAGCCGUGGAUAUCGAGAGGCCAAAGGCGAUGUGAUAUGGACGUUGGACUGUAAUAUAUGGAUUGAGAAGGGUGUCGCUGGGCGGAUGGUGGAUAGAUUAUACGGAUACAAACCUGAUGGCUCUCGGACCAUCCCAUAUAAAUUCGUUCACCAGCUGCCGCUCGUUGUCGAUAGCGUGGGAGCAAGUGUGGGCGAAGAGACUCGAGGUUUACUUUCAGCUAGUUCGGAUCAGGCAUUACGAGUCUCCAGUACGAACAGUCAAAGCGAAAACGAUCUAACCGAAUAUCCCGAAUGCGAGACAUGGCUUGAUACGAUCUUCCGAACUGGUGGAGGACGACUCGAAGAGAUGUUCAUGGCAGGGUCCCAUGCUAAGUUUUAUACUGCAAUUAACACUGUCUCGGUGGCACCAUGCAUCGUAGGAAAGUCCAAUAUGUUCCGGCGAUCGCACCUAAAUUAUCUCACUACAUCGACCAAUUCGAACUACGCGCCUGGCAUUGAUUUCUUCUCCGAAAAUAUAUGCGAAGAUCAUUUGAUAGGAGAUUUAUUGUGGCGCAAGAAAGUAGAAGAAGAGAAGCAAGGUACAAAAUACAGAAAGCACGGCCUCGUAUUUGGUGAUUUGGCAAUCCAACCAAUGGCUGGUAUGUCGAUUCGGGAGUACGGAGCCCGCCGUGUCCGGUGGUUACGCGUCAGGAAAUGGACAGUUACUUUGGCUACUCUCGUCGAGCCUGGAGUAGAACCUUUAUUAUGUUCUGCUUAUGGUGCUUUCGCUGCUUCGACACUACCUUGGGUUCAUGACAAUUUGGGAAUCCCAUCAACAUGGACUGCUUUUGUUUCUUUCUGGCUAUGCAGUGUUCUCGCUUGGAUGAUAUUGGAUUCCUUCACUUACGCCAAACUGCACUCAGGUGUUACCAUCGAAGUCGACUCCGAUACACCAUCUUUCGCGAAGCCACUUGACGGAAAAUCUAGACGGCCCUUGGGGCAAUAUAUACUUGCUUGGAUUGGACGAGAAGUCCUUCAACUUCCCAUAUGGACUUGGGCUUGCUUAGGUGGUACAACAGUUAUGUGGCGUGGUAAGCAGUUUCGAGUUGGUUUAGACAUGAGGGUGGUAGAAAUCAAGUCAAAAGACAACACCGCUACUACACCUUCGAGUCCGUCGGACAGUGUACGAUCAAGAAGCAAAUAUAGAAUAGACUAA
Molecule: messenger RNA, 1698 nt
Organism: Glarea lozoyensis ATCC 20868
Lineage: Eukaryota; Fungi; Ascomycota; Leotiomycetes; Helotiales; Helotiaceae
Product: Nucleotide-diphospho-sugar transferase
Exons: 2
Coding region: 1-1698 (565 amino acids)
Biological process (GO): glucosylceramide biosynthetic process
Cellular component (GO): membrane
Molecular function (GO): ceramide glucosyltransferase activity
Source: RefSeq, a predicted model, not a curated record